Messenger RNA from Acaulospora colombiana, 882 nucleotides. The record is from the annotation of a GenBank genome assembly. NCBI's taxonomy places the organism in Eukaryota, Fungi, Glomeromycota, Glomeromycetes, Diversisporales, Acaulosporaceae.
AUGACUGGCAAUGAUGUACGAGACAUAUUUGAACUAAACUCGGUAAAGACUUCAAAUGAUGGUAGUUCUGCUCCUAUUAAGAAAACGAGCAAGCCUGAGAGAGAAAAAAAGCCUGGAAAUUGGUUUGCCGAAUAUAACAAAGACACUGAAGUCUUGGAAUAUAAUGAAGAAGAAUACCAGAAAUUUUUGACAGACAAAGAGUGGACCAAAGAAGAAACGGAUUAUCUAUUUAGCCUAUGUCGCAAAUACGAUCUCAGAUUUAUAGUUAUUCACGAUCGUUACGAAUAUUCCGAACGGUCCAUGGAAGAGGAGGAAUCAUUAUUAGAAGAGUACGAGCGCAUCGAGCAAAAUGAAAAGAAGUUUGCAAAGGAACGAGAAAAUUUGAUGAAAUUAUUAAACUUUCAGGAAGUUGUUCAGCAAAAACGAAAGAAAUCGCUUCUCAGUGGUCCAACUACUCCAACGACGGAAGUCGUUCAUUCCCCUAUUGAAGUUCACGCCACACCUACCACAGCUCGAAGAGAGAAAUUCCCACAGGGUGUAGUCGUUAGAAGUCAAAGGAUACCUUCUCCUAAGCAGGCCAUGGCAGCCAAAGUACAGAAGACCUUGCAAGAAUUCGGGCUAGGACCCCGCCCGACUAUACCGACCGAAAAUGUAUGUGGUAGAUGGACAGAGCUACAGAAGGCCAUACAGACACUUUUGGAAAUAAAGAAAGGUGUAGAUAAACAGGAGCACGAGUUGAAGGCAAAGAUAAAUUUAUAUAAAAAGAUUACUUCAGGAACUGAAGGGAAUAAUGGUUCGAAGGCAUCGACUGUCGGAGGAAAUGGAGCCGGCACGGCUAAAAAAUCAGAUGCUGAAAAGACAACUACCGAAACUAGUACACCU